Molecule: messenger RNA, 978 nt
Organism: Maudiozyma barnettii
Lineage: Eukaryota; Fungi; Ascomycota; Saccharomycetes; Saccharomycetales; Saccharomycetaceae
Gene: MTD1
Product: methylenetetrahydrofolate dehydrogenase (NAD(+))
Exons: 1
Coding region: 1-978 (325 amino acids)
Biological process (GO): purine nucleobase biosynthetic process
Cellular component (GO): cytosol
Molecular function (GO): methylenetetrahydrofolate dehydrogenase (NAD+) activity; methylenetetrahydrofolate dehydrogenase (NADP+) activity
Source: RefSeq, a predicted model, not a curated record
AUGUCUGCUUCAAUUCAAAAACCAGGUCGCACCAUCCUAGCCUCUACCAUUUCAAAGAUUUACGACGAAGAGAUUCGCUCUAAAGUUGAAUCCUUAAAGAGUACUAACCCGGACGGUCCUCUAUUGGUCGGGUUUCUGGCCAAUGAUGAUCCUGCUGCUGAAAUGUAUGCUAGAUGGACCCAAAAGACCUCUGAAUCAUUGGGGAUUAGAUAUGAAUUGAGAAAAUUCGAAGAUAAAGACUUACUAGAAGAAAAUAUUAUCGAAGCUAAUGGUGAUGACAAUGUCGAUGGGAUUAUGAUCUAUUUCCCAGUGUUCGGUAAUGCUCAGGAUCAAUAUUUACAACAGAUUGUUAAUAAAGAAAAAGACGUAGAAGGGUUGAACCACGUGUACUAUCAAAACUUAUAUCAUAACAUUAGAUAUUUGGAUGAAAACAAAACGUUGAAAUCAAUUUUACCUUGUACACCACUGGCGAUAGUGAAGAUUUUGGAAUAUUUAAAAAUAUAUAAUCCGUUAUUACCAGAUGGGAAUCAAAUGUAUGGGAAGAAAUGUGUGGUCAUUAAUAGAUCUGAAAUUGUUGGAAGACCCCUUGCGGCUCUAUUAGCUAAUGACGGUGCUAUAGUAUACUCUGUCGAUGUGAAUAAUAUACAGAAAUUUACAAGAGGUGAAAGCUUAAAAUUGAUAAAACAUCAAGUGGAAGAUCUGGGAGAUUAUUCAGAUGAUUUAUUGAAAAACGUUUGUAAAGACGCAGAUAUUAUCAUCACAGGUGUGCCUUCCGAAAGUUAUAAAUUCCCUACUGAAUAUAUUAGAGAAGGUGCUAUCUGUAUCAAUUUCUCAUCCUUUAAGAAUUUCGCAGAAGAUGUGAAGACUAAGGCGUCCUUAUAUGUUCCAAUGACUGGGAAAGUCACAAUCGCAAUGUUAUUAAGAAAUAUGUUGAGAUUGGUAGAUAACAGACAAAAGAUUAAGAACAUGGAUCACUGA